UUGUCCGCCUGGGAUACCAGGAGCGCAAGAGCCGGGUGGAGGACUGCAAAGGAGGGCUGGCUGGUAAUAACACUUGCUUCUACGGGAAGUGCUACUAUUGUCGGGAAACAGAACCAGCUUGCGCUGACGGGGACAUCAUGGAGGGAUCGGUGACGCUGUGGCUACCGGAUGUCUGGCCUCUUCAGAAACAUCGGCACCCCUGGGGUAGGACAUACCGGGAAGGCAAGCUUGCCAGGUGGGAGUACGACGAAAGCUAUUGCGAUGCUGUGAAGAAGACGUCGCCCUAUGACUCGGGCCCCCGUCUCCUCGACAUCAUUGACACCGCCGUCUUUGACUAUUUGAUUGGGAAUGCUGACCGGCAUCACUAUGAGAGUUUCCAGGAUGACGAAGGAGCCAGUAUGCUCAUUCUCUUGGAUAAUGCCAAAAGCUUUGGAAACCCGGCCCUGGACGAAAGAAGCAUCCUGGCCCCUCUUUAUCAGUGCUGCAUCAUCCGGGUCUCUACCUGGAACAGACUCAAUUAUCUGAAGAACGGAGUGCUGAAGUCUGCCUUAAAAAGUGCCAUGUCGCAUGACCCCAUCUCUCCGGUGCUCUCUGACCUGCACCUGGACGCCCUGGACCAGCGGCUCCUCAGCAUUCUGGCGACGGUGAAGCAGUGCACAGACCAGUUUGGGCCAGACGUGGUACUGGUGGAAGACAGGAUGACACUCUCUCAUUUGUAAUCGUAGUGGAACACAGAUGAAACUCCUUUUUAAAAAAAAACAAAACAAAAAAACCCCAAAACCACACAAAUGGACAAAAAAAAGCGAUAGAAAAACAGCACAAUCGGUUUGGAAGGGCUGUGGCCAAGAGGGACUGAAGUGAAGGGGAACGCUUCCGAGCCGGAGGAACAAGGUGACGCUGGCUUUUACCUUGGGC
Molecule: messenger RNA, 915 nt
Organism: Eurypyga helias (sunbittern)
Lineage: Eukaryota; Metazoa; Chordata; Aves; Eurypygiformes; Eurypygidae
Gene: FAM20B
Product: family with sequence similarity 20, member B
Exons: 5
Biological process (GO): protein phosphorylation
Cellular component (GO): Golgi apparatus
Molecular function (GO): phosphotransferase activity, alcohol group as acceptor
Source: RefSeq, a predicted model, not a curated record